Molecule: messenger RNA, 444 nt
Organism: Echinostoma caproni
Lineage: Eukaryota; Metazoa; Platyhelminthes; Trematoda; Plagiorchiida; Echinostomatidae
Source: the annotation of a GenBank genome assembly
AUGAAUUCUCCACUAGAAUCCCUAGAUAUUAACUGCAGUGCCCGCGAUAUUGAGGAUUAUUUUGGACGUUUUGAAAUCUGGUGGUUGACUCUUUCGAAACCUGAUGAGGAAAAGAAACCCGCUUUCUUUCUGAAUGCUGCCGGAAAAAAUGCUUAUACACUAAUCAAAAACUUGGCGUAUCCUUCCACACGUGUUUCUAUACCGUAUGAGGAUUUAAAAUCCCUCCACCUACAACAAAUGAAGCCGAAAAUAUUCGAAGCCUCAGAGAGGGCAACAUUUCAUUCAGUGAUACGCAAUCCGAAUCAGGGCAUCCGUGAAUUCAUCCUGAAUUUGCUCACUCAAGCUGCAAAGUGUGACUUUGGAGACUUACUGGACAGGCAGUUGAGAGAUCGGCUGAUCGUUGGCAUAACAAUACCACGUUCAAAGAUGUGCGGAUCAUUGUGA